AUGGCUUUCCUUUUGAUCCCUCUUUUGACAGCAAUAAUGUUUUUGGUUAUGUCGAUAUUAUCGGUGAAGAAUAAGAAGAUGAAUAAUCUUAUGAAUAAGAAGAAGAGAUUGUUGCCUCCCGGUGAAUUAGGGUUGCCAUGGAUUGGAGAAACACUUGAUUUUUAUCGAGCGCAAAAAAAGAAUAAGAUUUUAGAAGAAUUCAUACAACCGAGGAUUGACAAGUACGGGAAGAUCUUCAAGACGAGAAUAAUGGGAUCACCAACGGUGGUAGUGAAUGGAGCCGAUGCCAACCGGUUCUUCCUCUCGAACGAGUUUAAAUUAGUGGUGAGUGCUUGGCCGUCUUCGUCUGUUCAAUUAAUGGGUAAAAACUCUAUUAUGGAAAAACAAGGAGAAUCUCACCGUUUCAUUCGUGGGAUCAUUUCAUCGAGCCUAAAUCCUAACGGGUUGGAGUCGAUUGUGCCCAAGAUAUGCAAAUUGGUUCAAUCUCAUUUGGAUAAGCAUUGGGACGGACAAGAAAGUGUUCGGCUUUACGACAUGACAAAGACUUUAACGUUAGUUAUAGUCUUCGAAUGCUUGUUCGGUGUGGAUGAAGUCGAACCAACAUCGACUUUGGCUAACUUUGAGAAAGUGUUGGAAGGAGUUUUCGCCACUCCAAUUGAUUUUCCAGGGUCGAGAUUCUCAAGAGCGAAGAAAGCUAGGGUAGAGAUAGGAAAUGCGAUACUUAAAAUUGUAAGAGAGAAAAAGGAAGAGAUGAACAGCCAAGAUGAAUCAUCAUUAGGAGGAGAAGAUCAAACAUUGAUAUGGCGGUUGGUGACAGCGUUAAGGCGAGAAGAGAUGAGCGAGGAAGAGGUAGUGGAUAAUAUGAUACUUUUGGUGUACGCAGCCCACGAUACGACUUCUUUCGCCAUUGCAAUGACGUUUAAGAUGCUUUCUCUCCAUCCACACUCUUAUGCCCAACUCCUUCAAGAACACAAUGAUAUAAUGAGAAGCAAGAAAGACAAUGAAAGGCUAUUAACCUUUGAAGACACAAAGAAACUAAAGUACACAUGGCAAGUUGCUAGAGAAAGCAUGCGUCUUUUUCCUCCCAUCUUCGGCUCCUUUCGCAAAGCCAUUACCGACAUCGACUAUCAAGGUUUCACCAUUCCUAAGGGAUGGAAGGUAUUAUGGACAACGUAUGGAACACACAACAAUGAAGAAUAUUUCAAGGACCCGCAAACAUUUGACCCUAGCCGAUUUGACGAGACAUCCUCACCGUCGAUCCAACCCUACGUGUUUAUACCUUUUGGAGGUGGUCCCCGGUUAUGCGCGGGGUAUCAGUUAGCAAAGCUGAACAUCCUUGUUUUUGUACAUUAUGUCGUGACUCGCUACAAUUGGUCUAUGAUGAAACCGGAUGAGCCCAUUGCAAUGGAUCCUCUACCAUUCCCAUCUUAUGGAAUGCCCAUUAGAAUUUCACCCAAAUAGUCAUUAUUAUUAGGAAGGGAGAUCAACAAGAAUU
Molecule: messenger RNA, 1495 nt
Organism: Impatiens glandulifera
Lineage: Eukaryota; Viridiplantae; Streptophyta; Magnoliopsida; Ericales; Balsaminaceae
Product: taxadiene 5-alpha hydroxylase
Exons: 3
Coding region: 1-1461 (486 amino acids)
Biological process (GO): sterol metabolic process
Molecular function (GO): iron ion binding; oxidoreductase activity, acting on paired donors, with incorporation or reduction of molecular oxygen; monooxygenase activity
Source: RefSeq, a predicted model, not a curated record